Molecule: messenger RNA, 7587 nt
Organism: Prorocentrum cordatum
Lineage: Eukaryota; Dinophyceae; Prorocentrales; Prorocentraceae
Source: the annotation of a GenBank genome assembly
GCCGACCCGGACAUCUUCGACUUGGCAUCGCGCAGGAUACCUGUCGACCACCAGAAGGAGAUCGUAGAGGGUUACUUCGAAGAGGCGCUCGCCCGCGGAAGGGCCCGCGCCGAUUUCGGCGCAGACGAGGUCGCAGACGAUUCUUGGGAGAUCCACAAGGGCGACGUGCGCAACAGAUAUCACUCCGAGCGCGGCAGUCUGGCCCUUCAUCUGGUGGAAAAUGUGGAGAGCGCGAAGUGCACUGAAGAGGAGUUCGCAGAGUUUCACCAGCUCUACGACGCAAAGACGGACGACGGGGAGCCGAUGCUAGACAGGGGAGGCAUCAUGCGCCGCAUAGGCAAGGAUAACAAGCGCUACAGUGAGCUCGCAGCCAAGGUCCGGGACAUGGGCGCGGCCACGCGAGCCCGAGGGCCGCGGCCGCAAAAGCUCAAGGUCGCGAUGCAAGAGUUCCUCGAGAAGCAGAAGGAUGAGCCGCAGAGCGCCACUCAGGACGAUGCUCGGCGCGCCGAGUUUGCCGCGCGCGCAGCGCCGCACACAGGGCUGUUGACCUUCAAGCCAGGCGCCGACGGGGCGGUCGAGUGCGUGCUCACGGAGGAGCAGAAGGCGCUGGUGCGGGAGAUGCUGAGUGAGAGAGCUUCGACGAUGGAGUACUUGUUCAGCCGGGGAAACGUCUGCGCGUGCUUGGGGAUUGGCCAGCACAAGUACGGGGCGCUGCUCGCGGCGGCCGGGGCCGACCCGCGCCAGCACCGCGUCCAGUGCGAGAAGAGUUGGCUGCGGUGGGCAAAGGAGCUCUCGCUGGAUAGCCCCAGCGUCGUGUGCUUCGCCUGCGGCGUCAAGGUCUCCAAGCACCACUGCAAGCGCGAGUGCCCGUCAGACCUCAUCGCACAGACCUUGCGCGAGGACGCCUCCGAGAUUAUCCCGCACAUCUGCGAUUACUGCGUGCGGGCGGAGGUGCUCGGCGGCGCCAGCAUGGAGAUCACCGACGGCGUGCUCUGGCUCCGGCCGCGGGGCGCCCCGCCCGGCUGGGCAGUCCCCGUGCGCGCUCAGAAGCUCCUCGACGCGCUGAAGUGGCUCGCGAAGAAUAACGCAUACUAUCGCGACUUCUCCGUGCUGGGCCAGGCAACGGCAGCCAUCAAGGCCCUCGAGACGAAGCUCGCUGAGAAGCUUGCUGACGAUCGCCAAGCGAUCGACCCGGAGGCCGAGGCGGCGGCGCAGGGCGCUUUCGAAGGAGACGCAACGUACUUCACCGCGGGCGGGCCCGCUCUGGUCGGCGCCGUUGUGAGAGACCUCCAGAAGAACCGGGGGUCGGCGGAGAUUCGCCCGUUGACGGAGGCGCUGGCGUUCCCGACGCUGUUCCCGGGGGGCGAGGGCUCCUGCCCCGAAGAGCUCCGCUUCAGCAGCUACGCGUGGCGCCGCCUGCUGGACUGCAAGACCAAGUUCCAGGAGAAUCCGGAUUACACCUUCUACCAGCUCGAGACGUGGUUCCGGAAGAGCUUGAGCAGCGCGACGUCCGUGUUCGCGGGGAAGCGCGAGGUGCCCGGUCGGGAAGCGGCGGAGCGCAGAGCAUACGCCGUGCAAGGUAAAGUGCCCGGCACGACCGCGUUCCUGGGCCAGAAGCGCACCCAUUGCGUCCAGAUGAUGCGCCAGCUCGGGCGCCCUGAUUUCUUCCUCACGCUCACGAGCCACGAGCGCCAGCCGCACAUGCUCGCAGCGUGCGUAAAGGCGCAGCUCUACAACGACAGCCCCGGCCUGCCGCUUGAUCGUGUGGAGAAGACUGUCGCCGCGCAGGUGCUGGCGUACACGAACGACCCAGAGCACAAGUGGGAUGGCAGCCCGCAGUGCGACGAGAAGAUCAAGGGCACGAAUGACGCGGCCGCGGCGUGCGAGAGCGGCUCGGAGACCAGGCGAACUGGGAUGACAGCUCUUCAACUGUGCCAGAAGGUCCCUGCAGACGUCGAGCGCGAGUGGAACCGGCAGUUGGAAAGAUUUCUCAGCUGGAUCACCGAGGCGCGGAAGACAAAGGGAGAGAGCUGCCCGCCGUUUCCAAAGCCGACUCUGCUUCGCGGCACGGAGGCGGCGGACGGUGGCGAAGCGCCCACGGGCGCCGAGGAUGUCGGAUACAUGGAUCUGCUCCAGGGCGACGUCAAGUGGGAUUGCUGGGACGACAACCUGGACGAAGCGCCCCCCUUCGUCGCGCAAGACUUCGUCAGCCGCGUGGAAUGGCAGAAGCGGGGCUUCCCCCAUGCGCACAUGCUGCUCUGGGUGGGCGACUGGGGGGCCGAGCGCGACGCUCGGCUCGCCGCGGAAGAGGUCGCGCAGCCGCGCCCGGACGCGGCCCCGCCCGUGGCCGGUGACUCCAUCUGGCGCGUGAGCAAGGAGCAGUUGGAUCAGCUCCUCUCCGGGAAGGCCAGCGCGGUCGUGAGGCCGCGCGGGCUGAAGAUCGUCGCGGUGGCGCACGUGGCAGGCGCCCGGCAGGUCAUGUCGCAGGACGAGUGGCGCCAGAAGAGUAAGGAGCACGGGAUGAGCCGGCGGACGUGCCUCUACAGGAAGACGUUCCUCGUGCACGUGCGCAUGGUGCAGCAGCUGGCAGAGGCGGUGCCGUACGCCGACCCUGGUGCGCGCGCCUGCGGUGAUCAUGUAUUUCGCCCCACGGACGCAGGGCCGCCGACGGACAGGGUUCUCCUGUUGCCCCCGCCGCGCCGGUACCUUCCCGACUGCGUGAAGGUCAACUGUAUCUGGAUCAUCGACGCGGCGCACAUGGACGUCUUGGCGUCUGGCUCCUCCACCGUCGUCGCGCGCCCCGUCGGCGUCGUCGGCGAGGAGCGGAAGUGGCUGGCGCGCGCCGUAGAUUCUGGCGCCCAGAUCGUGGGCUGGACAUCCGCAUCGGUAAACCGAGAGGUGCCGUCCGAGGAGGAGUGGGUCGCCGCCCGAGAGACCUACGGCCUAGUCGAGGACGCCCUCCCCUUCGCGCCGACGUUCCUCGUGGAGCUGCGAGCGCUGCAGCUGUUCGCCAAGCCCCGCGGCGGCCAAGAUGCAGAGGGCGAGCCGCCUGCAGCCCCAAAGCGCCCCGCGGCAGAUUGGCUUGACGGGGCGGCCUCGGAGACGGACGACGAGCUCCUGGGCCCGUCGAAGGUGGACAACGUCGCCAGUAUCUACGACGUCUAUACGCGGACGACGGGGCCGAAGAGGUGGCGUGGAGUCUAUCGUGACGGGGUGAUGACGCUGCUCACGAAGUCGCUGAUGCACAAGCACGGACCAUACUGCGGGAAGUACUCGCUCGGACGCUGCCGCUUCGGGUUCCCGCAGCAGCCGGUGGAGAAGAGCCGCAAAAAGAGUCAGCGAGAGCUCUGGAACAACGGCUCCAAGAACAAGUACUUCGUGCGGCGCCGCAGCGGCGACACGAUGAUGGGCCUGUACAACCCCCGGAUAUUGCGCCGGUGGCGCGGUUCCAUGGACCUCCAGGUCGUCGAGAACUUGCACGCGGUGGCUCGGUACAUUCUGGGCUAUUGCUUGAAGAACGACACCGCGAAGGACGCCGUGGGCAAGCUCAACCAGGAGAUCGCGAGGGUGCCGGCGACCGGGCCUGUGACGAGCAAGCAGGUGUACCGCCUCGCUUACAUCGGCACUCAGGGCCGCGUGACCUCCACGUUCGAAGCGUGCCACCACCUCCUCGGACUUCCCGUGGUGCGCAUCUCGCGGGAGUUCCAGUGGGUCCAUGCCGGCAUGCCCGAGUCUGACUCGGCCUACGUGCCGCGGCACCUCUGGCGCCAGGCUAUCGCGAACCCGGAGAACGCGCCCGAGCCCACGGCGCCCGCAGUGAUCCGCCGUUAUGCGGAGUGGCGCGCGGGGAAGGUCGCCGUCUUCGACGACACUGGGGAGCAGGUUCCGCUUCUCGUGGAAGGCAGGGCCGCCGAGAACUACGAGUGGGUGAGCCCUCGCGAAGUGACGCUGUUCGACUUCGUGGCGUCCUACUCGACGUCGUACAAUUCCGACCCCAAGCUGAGAGCGCAGCCAGCAAUCGUGUCCACGAAGGCUUUCGACCCCCAGCGCGAGACGGAGGCGUAUUAUUACUCCAAGCUUCUCCUGCACUACCCGUGGGCCGAUUUCGACGAGGACGACGGGCCGGAGUGGCUGGAGCCCUCGGACGACGGCAGUCACCAGAGUGCUUUCGUCCGCUUGUCGAAGGCCAGCAAUGAAGGAGAGCACGGCGACGAAGCGGAGGCGCCGCCAGCGGGCGCCCCAGCGCGCGAGGAAGAGGCGGAGCUCCCUGCGCCCGACUUUUUCCUGAAGUCCACGGUUUUCCCGAAGCUGAACAUCGCGGAGGCUGCGUGGCGGGAGCUGAAGCGGCUCAAUUGCGCCCUCGUCAUGCGGUCCGCCAUGCAGACGCCAGGGGCUGCGGAGGACUGGGAGAACCACCGGGAACUGUUGCGCCGCCUCCGCCUUGCCGCUGGCCGCCCCGACGAGGAGGCCGACGACCCGGACCGAGACGAAGAUCUGGAGGAGCUGGCGGGCGCCGCGCCGCACGCCAUUAGCGCCUUCGGACCAGUGGCCGGCGGCGACGAGGCCGUGCAGUUACUCUUCGGCCCCGACGCGCAGAAGUCCAAGCAGCAAGACAUCGUCUACUGGUUCCUGGAGCAGGUGCGCCAGGGCAAUCGCGCCCCCGCGCGCGUCCUUCUCCACGGUCCCGGCGGAUGCGGGAAGUCCGUGGUCGUCCGCGCCGUCGCGCGCCUCUUGCGGACAGAGGGGCACGGCGUCGCGCUCGCGGCGCCGACGGGGUGCGCUGCCUUCCUGAUCAACGGCUGCACCCUGCACUCCUGCCUCCACUUGCCAGUUGAGAACAAGUCCUUCGGCCGCGCCUCGGACGCGCCGCCCCCUUCCGGGCCCGCGCUGGAGCACCUCAUCGAGUUCUGGAAGCCUGUCCGCGUGCUGGUGAUCGACGAGAUCUCCAUGGUCUCCUCGGAGAUGCUCGCUCGGAUCGACGCGCGGCUGCAGAUCUACAAGCGCCAGCCGGGAGUGCCAUUCGGCGGCCUUCACCUGCUCCUCUGUGGGGACCUCUACCAGCUUCCUCCCCCGAAGGGCCAGCCCGCGUACGCGGCUGUCCAGCUGUGGAAGAUGUUCCUGCUCUGUGAGCUCGAGGGGAAUCACCGAGCGGCGCGGGACCCCGCUUACGCCGCUCUGCUGGAGAGAGUCCGGAAAGGCCUGCACACCGAGGCCGACCUCGCGACGCUUCGGACCAGACUGCGCAAGCCACCCGCGGACAGCCGCGCGCCGCACCUACUGGCGACCCGGAAGGCUGUCCGUCAGGUGAACGAGGAGAUGCUCGAGCGACACGCGGAGACGCACGGUUUCGAGGUGCACGCCGCGCCCGCGCAGGACACGUCGCACCGCACGGGGCUCCCGGUGGAGGUCGACACGGGCUACGACAAUCCCGAGGACACCGGCGGCCUCGAGUCAGACGCGCGGUUCGCCAUCGGGGCCAAGGUCAUGCUCCGUCGGAAUUUAGACAUCAGCGACGGCCUCGUCAACGGCGCCCGCGGCAUGGUGACGGACAUCAAGCUCGCGCGGGACUCUGGCGAGGUGCUGAAGGUGCGCGUGGAGUUCGAGCGCGGCGGGCAGGCGUCCCGCGAGGAGGAAGGCGACGCAGAUCUUCCGGGCGUGCUCAUCAGCCCCACAGUUCGCCAGCAGUGCCAAGCUUACGUGGGCCUGUCGCGGGUCGAGUGCCUGGCCGACCUAUACCUCACCGCGUUCGACGAGCGCGCCAUCAUCCCCGCGGUUGGCGUCGACCACGCGCUGCUGCAGCUCCGCCCGCAGCAGGGCUACGAGGCGGAGCGGGGCAACGGGCCGAACAAGUACUGGAGAGCGUGCUUCGCGCCAGCGCAGACGGCGCAGGAGCUCGAGGAGGCGAUCGCGAGCGCGCCACCAGGGGCGUUCGCCGAGCGGCAGGCGGAGUUGCUGGAGGCGCGUGCCGCAGAGGAGCGCGGGGACAAGGGCGCGUUCACGUGCGAGAUGGCGGGCGGCGACCGCCGGCAGCGGAUCACGGGGAAGCGCCUUGCCGCUGCCGCGGCCCAGCAGAAGGCGGCCGCUGGGCAGACGCCCCAGGCUGCCGCCGCCGCGCCGGCCGCGCCCGCGGUGCCGCCGCGCCGGAGGGCCAGGCUUGCAGCUUUGCAGCAGGCACCGGCCAGCGCCGAUGAGUUCGAGGCCGAGGAGCGCACUUCUGCUGCCCCCGAUGCAGAGACGCCGCCCUCGCCGCCGCCGCCGCCCACGCGGCCCCGUCUCACGAGCUUGGCGCCGGCCGCGAGCGGCGCGGAGGCCGCGGCGGCCCCGCGAUCAGCACCUGCCGCCGCGGCGCCCCCGCGCGCGCCGCCGGCGCUGAAGAGGCCGCGGCUCGCCGACCUCGCGAAGGCCGCGAGCGGCGCAGAAGAGGAAGCGCAGGCCGCGAGCGGCGCCCAGGCCGCGGGGUCCGGCGUCGCCCGCGAGGCCGCGGGUUCCGGCGCCGAUGGCGGCGCGCGCGCCAACGCGCCCGCCGGGGCCAGCGCGGGGGCACAGAGCGCGGCGGCGCCGCUGACGUGUCAGCCCGGUGGAAGCGUCGCUAAGCAGGCGAUGGGAUCGGCGACGGGGGCCGCGACUGGCUCGGGGCGCGCCGCCUCGAGCGGCCUGGGCGGAGCGCUCGGGCGUCGGCGCCCCUGCGGUUUCCGCAGCGUGGGGAACUCGUGCUACAUGAAUUCCCUGCUGCAGGCCCUCUUCCCGCUGGCCCCAGUGCAGCGGAUGAUUGCCGCGACGCUGGGCGCUCUGGGCGACGAGCCUGAGGAGGGCCUGUUCGACUUGCUGCGACAGGGGAACAAGCUGGUGGGAACGGCCAUAGCAGCCUGGCGCGCCCGCGGGGCGCUCGAGCCCGAGCUCUUCCUGGACUGGCAUAACGGCGAGCAGGAGGACGCGCAGGAGUUCCUGCAACUGAAUCUGUUGCAGAACGAUGGCCCGGAGCUCGCGGACCUGUGCCGCGGGAUCGACUGGCCGCGGUUGUCGUGCCCUGGCUGCCCUGCUUCUCGAGACGCUACAGGCGCCGAGCCCUUCACGAUUCUCUCCUUGCCGCUUGUGGCCGCGGACGGCCGCCGAGCCUUUGCGUCGGUGCGCGCUGCGCUGGCGGACUACAUCGAGGUUUCGAGCCCGGUGGAGGUGGACGACUGGCAGUGCCCGUGCGCGGGUUUCGUCGCGCACCGUGCCAGCGUGCUGAAGACGCACCGCAUCACGUGCUUCCCGGAGAUCCUGCUGCUUCACCUGGUGCGCUGGGACAGCUUCGGCCGCGUGGUGCCGCACCCGGUGGCAGCCGACGCCGUCCUCGAGGUGCGCGGCCCGGACAGCGUCGGGAUCUUCUCGUUGAAGGCUGUGGUCGUGCACAGGGGCGCCACCGCCCGCAAGGGCCACUACACCGCCUUCGCGAAGUACGACGGCACCUGGUGGCUAUACGACGACGACGCCUCCCGCGUCGCCACCGAAGCUGAGAUCGCCUUCUUCGGCGGCGGGCAGGGCGCCGCGGCGCUGACGAAGGUCUACCUCGCUCUCUACGAGCGCCUCGACGCGGCGCAAUGA